CUUCUUGGUAUCAGUUGUCGAGUAGCCAGCACAGAGGAAAGAGUUCGAGCGAUCUGUCUGCAGGGAAGGAAACCGCGUGUGUAUAUUGGAGUGCUGUUGAUUUCUUUGCCUCUCGAACCAACGACUUUAGCCGACGAUGAAGGGCCUUGCUCUCCUCGUGGCCUGUGUAUCCUGCGCCCUGGCCAUCCCUGCGUAUAUCCUACCGUUUUCGAGUGGACGGGGCACGAGUUGGAUUCGUCAGGUGCUUGACUGUCCGCCUCUCCUCUACGGCGGCUACGACACCACCAGAUGUCGUCAGCUGCAGAGGCGCAGUCACCAGGCGCAACCCCAGAGGAUGACGGUGCUGGAGAUCGUGGAGGAGGAGGAGCCGGGCCGCGUCCAGGUGGUGCAUGACGAGCACGCCGGCACCUUCGCCAUCAAGGUGCCUCACAAGUUCGACCUCGGCAAGCCCAAGUGUGAAGCCAGCGAGAUCUACGUCAGCGAACUGGACAUCUGCGUGCCGGCGGAAGACCACGUGAUAAAACCCAAGCACAAGGACAGCGGCAAGACGAAGCGCGACCAGCAGAAGCAGAAGGAGGACAAGAAGGAGCCGGUGCUGGUGCUGCAGGUGGGGAGCUACGAGAAGGAGAAGUGCAACCCUGGCGAGAUAUGGGUGCCCGAGGUGGCCGCCUGCCUGGACAAGAACCCGCCCCCCCCCAUGGAGCCCGAGGACGACGACGCGGACUACUACUGAAAGAGGGGACGAAGGAGGCGAUGAGUGGGAGGAGUAAUGGCGCAGAGCUUUUAUUUUUUGGUACUGGUUGCCCGAGGAGUGGCUGGAUGAUGAUACGGAUUACUACUGAAGGAGGGGAAGAAGGAGGCGAUGAGUGGAAAGAGUAGUGGCGCAGGACUUGCUUUUUAGUGCUGAUCACGUUGCUCUAACCAAGUAUUCCUUUUUUUUAAGUGCUGAUCACGUUGCUCUAACCCAGUAUUCCUUUUUUUUUAGUGCUGAUCACGUUGCUCUAACCCAGUAUUCUUUUUUUCUCUCUCUUUGUCCACAUCAAGGAAGGCAGCUCAAGGGCAAUGUGUAACCAUGAAAAGCCCGCAAAACACUGCCCCUUCAAACACUGCGACGGGAGAUGUUAAAAAAAAAAGAGUAUAAUGCACGUUCACGGAGAGUACAAUAUAAGGAAAGUGCGCACGUAUCACUGCUUUUUUUUCACAUUUGUUUCCUUUUUUUAUGCCCUUGAACUGACUCCUCUACUGUAAAAAAAAAAAAAAAAAGUAAAAUAUAUCACUGCGUCACUAUAAAAAAAAAUCCGCCCGUGCCACUACUAGACUAGGGCAGACUCUAAACGCCCUUCAAGACAUCUCACCGGCGUUACGACCUUGCACGUAAACCAUAACAAAUCAUAAUACCUAAUAACCUAACCCGGUGUAGUUUGUUAUCUAUUGUUCGAGAAAGACUUCCGAUGACAAGACUGAUAAGCUUAACUGUUACCCCCUCCCCCCCUCCCCCCUGUUCCUCUCUCAGUGUUCAGGUGUUUCUAAAAUUACCUGGUGGUGAAGAUUUGGAUGAAGGGGAGAACAGAAAUAGGGAGGGUCUCAUUGUGUCGUGUGUGUGUGUGUAUGUGUGUGUGUGUGUGUGUGUGUGUGUGUGUGUGUGUGUGUCGGUAACUAGGUGCAAUAAAAUAAAACUUUCCACUCAAUACCUUCUCCCUUUCUCCUUCUCUCCCUCUCCUCCCUCCUCUACUCCCGUGCCACAUCCCUCUCUCCCUCCCUUCCUUCCUCCCUCGCUCCCUCUCCCUCCUCUCCUACCAUGCCUCAUCCAGUUCUCCUUAAAUUCCUCCCUUCUCUUCUAUCGUGCCUCAUCCCUCAUCCCUCUCUCCCUCCCUUCCUUUCUCCCUCUCUCCCUCUCCCUCCUCUCCUACAAUGCCUCUUCCAGUUCUCCCUUCAUCCCUCCCUUCUCUUCUUUCGUGCCUCAUCCCUCAUCCCUCUCUCCCUCCCGUCCUCCACCUGUCUCACCUUCGUCCGGACGUGUAAAGGUGACAGACAGGUAUAGAAAGUCGCACCUGUGAGUAAUGAUGUUGUCUUAUUUAUUUAUUCACCCACGUCUUCGCCUGCCGCACCGUGCCAUUCACUUGUUCAACUUCAGAGGAUAAAUUUUAAUAUAUAUUUUUUCGUGAGUCUCCGCGUGUUUUUAUGUAUAUAGAUAUUCGUAGGUACACUAAUAGAUUAUUCUUAUAUUUUAUAGCUUUACAUACUUGUACAUACACCCCGAGCCAGUGUUUUUGUAUCUCUUCUUUAGUGACGUUAGAUUGUGUUAAGUGUGUUUGUAUGUGUGAUGAGAGUGUCUGCUGAAGUGUGUGACCCACCUCUUCCCUUCCUAGGUGUACCUCUUCCCUUGUCUCUUUGUCUUUAACUUCAGUAAGCCUGGUAUGAUAUAUAGUUUGUACCGUCAUUUCCUUCCAUGUUCUUCGCUCCCUUGUUCUUGAUGCAUAUUUUGUAAAGUGUGUGUGAAAAUACUGAAUAAUAGAUCCUACAAAUGUAUGGCCCAUCUCACUUAAUACUCUUUCAUUAUUUAUUCUUGGCCACAAAAAAAACUCAUUUCUAUUACUGAGUGUUAGACAGAACCUACAGAGGGAAUAGUACAUUUCAAUGAGCUUUAUUUCUUUGUCAUAUUUAACUGUUCUUCUUACCACCCCUGCGUUUAACCAAUUUCACUGAGUACUCUUUCUUUCUACCAACAAAACUCUUCGUUAUUAUUGUGUGUUAGACAGAACAAACUGAGUGAGUGGUCCAUUUCGCUGAAUUUUCCCUCUUUUUCAAACUUAAGUGUUCUUUUGUCUCUGCCCUUGUGUGUAACCUGAAUGGAAACUUGAUCAUGCGUAUCAAGUGGUCAUUUCCCUUACCAGUAGAGUGCCAAAGUUGCGUCUAUGUCCUUGUCUGUGUGUCGUCAUCAAUGGAUGUCGGAGACGUAAAGAGAGAGCGGGAAGGCAACACGUAUGCUGCCAAAAUUCUUACUUUUAUACAACAGGGAUGAAGCUGCGUCUGUGUCUAUAUCUGUGUCGUCGUUAGUGGAUGUCCAAAGUGUAAAGACAGAACGGGAAGGCAACGUGUUUGAUGCCAAAAUUCUUACUUUUAUAUAACAGGGUUGAAUGUAUGUGUUUGUUUGUACAGGGUAUAUAUGUAUUUUAAAUAAAAACUAAACACUUC
Molecule: messenger RNA, 3195 nt
Organism: Eriocheir sinensis (Chinese mitten crab)
Lineage: Eukaryota; Metazoa; Arthropoda; Malacostraca; Decapoda; Varunidae
Exons: 4
Coding region: 137-733 (198 amino acids)
Source: RefSeq, a predicted model, not a curated record